UAUCACUAGCCGAAGCCCGUGUGAAACGACUGUCGACAUCUUGGAAAAUAGUGGCGUCCCGUCGGUGAAGUGUGCGAAUUAAUUUCCACAUUAUUUAUCCAAGAAUUCGGUGUUUAUUGAUUGAGCCCUUCGCACCGGGAGAAGAGCGCAAUUCGUGACAAUGGCUGAGUACCUGGCCUCAAUUUUUGGUACCGAAAAGGACAAAGUAAACUGCUCGUUUUACUUCAAAAUCGGAGCCUGCAGACAUGGGGACCGAUGCUCCAGAAUUCAUAACAAACCGACAUUCAGUCAGACAUGUUUGCUCCAAAAUCUGUACGUAAACCCUCAAAACUCAGCAAAAAGUGCGGAUGGCUCCCAUCUGGUUGCCAACGUCUCGGACGAGGAGAUGCAGGAGCACUACGACAACUUCUUCGAGGAUGUAUUCGUCGAGUGUGAAGACAAGUACGGCGAAAUCGAGGAGAUGAAUGUCUGCGACAACCUGGGUGAUCACCUAGUGGGAAAUGUUUACAUCAAGUUUCGUCGUGAGGAGGACGCAGAGAAGGCAGUCAAUGAUCUUAACAAUAGAUGGUUCGGGGGACGUCCUGUUUACGCUGAACUAUCACCAGUUACGGAUUUCAGGGAGGCCUGCUGCCGUCAAUAUGAGAUGGGAGAAUGCACGAGAUCUGGUUUCUGCAACUUCAUGCACUUGAAGCCAAUCUCCCGUGAAUUGCGUCGUUACUUGUACAGUCGUAAAAAGGGUGGCGGUGGUGGAGUCGGAGGUGGUGCUGGCGGCGGGGGCGGAGGAGGCGGCAGUGCUAAGGGACGCUCAAGGUCUCGUUCACGAUCACGCGGUCGUGAUCGCAAGCGCAGAUCCCGAUCUCGCGAGCGCAGAUCGCGGUCCAAGGAGAGACGCAAGGGUCGAGAUGACAAAGGGCGGGAUGGACGCUCUGGAAGAUAUUAGCAUACGUUCGUCGGUUUAAUUACUACUGUAUUUGACAAUUCUAUGAUAACUUUUAAUAAAAUUCAAUGGGCAGGCACGUAGAA
Molecule: messenger RNA, 1023 nt
Organism: Diachasma alloeum
Lineage: Eukaryota; Metazoa; Arthropoda; Insecta; Hymenoptera; Braconidae
Gene: U2af38
Product: splicing factor U2af 38 kDa subunit
Exons: 5
Coding region: 161-940 (259 amino acids)
Biological process (GO): mRNA splicing, via spliceosome
Cellular component (GO): spliceosomal complex; U2AF complex
Molecular function (GO): pre-mRNA 3'-splice site binding; metal ion binding
Source: RefSeq, a predicted model, not a curated record